AGCAUGAGUACGCUGAAAAGAACACUACGAAAGAAACGUUUGAGCAGGAGAAAGGGCCACGCUGACAUACUUGAAGUUGCUCUGCUUAUUGAGGACAAAAUUAACUCAAAUGGAGGACAGUAUGGGUAUCGAUGGAUGCAUCUUCAUUGUCGUAAUCACGGGCUGAAUGUACCCCGUGAUAUCGUACAGAAUUUAAUGAAAAUCAUAGACCCUAUUGGCGUGGAACUACGUUUAACACGAAGAUUGAGAAGGCGUCAAUAUAACGGAAAAGGUCCAAAUUUCUUAUGGCAUAUUGACUCGUACGACAAACUAAAAAGGUAUGGGCUCUGCGUCAAUGGUUGCAUCGACGGAUUUUCAAGAUGCAUCAUGUGGCUAAAUGUGUUUACCACCAGCAGUGAUCCCAAGGUGAUCGCAGGCUACUACAUUGAAACGCUUCGUUCAAAAGGAGGUUGUCCUGUCUUGGUAAGAGGCGACAGGGGAACAGAAAAUACCAACGUUGCUCAGAUGCAAGAAUUUCUAUCAGAAAAACAAUCAUUCAUUUAUGGCAGAAGUACGGCAAACCAAAGAAUAGAAAUGUUUUGGAACUUUUUGCGGAGACAAUGUUGUCAGUUUUUGAUGGAUUCAUUGAGUUUUCCUGACGAUGAAGCACUUUUCGAUGGAUAUUUCAUUGAUAAGAAUCUAGUGCAGUUCUGUUUCCUUCAUCUUCUUCAGGCAGACCUUGACGAAAUGACCAAACUGUGAAACGCGCAUCAAAUCAGACCAACUA
Molecule: messenger RNA, 766 nt
Organism: Mizuhopecten yessoensis (Yesso scallop)
Lineage: Eukaryota; Metazoa; Mollusca; Bivalvia; Pectinida; Pectinidae
Exons: 2
Coding region: 4-741 (245 amino acids)
Molecular function (GO): nucleic acid binding
Source: RefSeq, a predicted model, not a curated record